Chanos chanos (milkfish) is the source of this 690-nucleotide messenger RNA. RefSeq names its product SPC25 component of NDC80 kinetochore complex (gene spc25). Gene Ontology annotation, cellular component: Ndc80 complex. The record is from RefSeq and is a predicted model, not a curated record. The transcript is spliced from 6 exons. The coding region runs from base 1 to 690 and encodes 229 amino acids. Gene Ontology annotation, biological process: chromosome segregation. Lineage: Eukaryota; Metazoa; Chordata; Actinopteri; Gonorynchiformes; Chanidae.
AUGAAAUCCAUAAAAGACUGUGAUGUAGGGGAGCAUUUCGGCAAUACUUUGGAAGAAAUCCGUAACAAAGUGCUGUUUCAAGCAGUGGGAGAAAUGCUUGACACAGGAAUGGAGUUUUGCCAGUCACACAAGCAGUAUGUGAAAUCUGUACUUGAUACAUGCUCAAAGAAGUGCAAAGAAGACGAAACCAUAUUUGAAACCAUUGAAGCAUAUAAGAAGGAUCUGGAUCAAAAGAGCGCCCUUCUGAAAGAGAAGAGAUUUGAUUUACCAGAGAUAAUGUCUGACAUUAAAGAGAAAGAUUCUUUCAAACAGGAUCUGAUCCAGAAGAUUGAGAAGCUGAAGGCAGAACAAGCGAAGAACAGAGAAUUGAUCCUGUCUCAAAACAAAGCCAACAAAGACAGGUUGAAAAACCUGAACAAGGUGAAGCAGGUGUUUCAGGAUCGAUUACGUUUGGAAAUCCGCAAAAUUCAAGGUGAGAAGCUCCAGUUUGUCUUCAGGAACAUCAGUCAUAAGAAUCCAGACAGCGCCUACACCUUUACUUUGAGGAUAAACGACGAGGGAGCGUACCAGAUUGUUGCAUGUGAUCCACCUUUGGAGCAGAUGUCCUACUUUGAACAACGGCUGCAACAGACCAACAAUUUCUCUGCAUUCCUUGCUAAUGUUAGGAAAGCUUUUGUGGCUUUGCAGUGA